AGCAAAAGCACAGAAAAAUGCGUCAAAUUUGCAGUGUCACUGUUAAAAGCCUGGUGCGUGUCAAACGGGGAAUCUGCUGACAUAGAAAAGAUGACGUUUGCCGAAUUAAAUGAGAUUUUGGGGAAAUUUUACAGCAAUGUUAGAACCAAAACUGGAGAGUACUAUUCAUACAGUAGCUUGACAUCUUUUAGAUAUAGUUUAAAUCGAUAUUUUCAGUCAAUGGCUGAGGGCAAACGUUUCGACAUAAUUGAAAACUCCGAAUUUUUCAACUCAAAUGAAAUAUUUAGUACCGUUAUCAAAUCUUUGAAACUUAAAUCCACUGACAAGGGAGAUAAGAACAAACUGUUUUUAACUUCUGAUGAGCUGCGGCAGAUAUAUUUGCAAGUGUUUGCAGAAGAUUCACCCAAAACUCUACAAUACAAAGUCUGGUUUGAAGUGGCAGUAUAUUUCAACAAAGGCGGUAGAAGCAAGCAAAGAAUAUUGACAAAGAACUGCUUUAUCUUUGGAAAUGAUGCUUUUGGAAAGUUUGUAUUUCUGAAGAAAGAUACAGGGUCUGAUAGUUCUAUGAAUAGCAAUAAGGAUGGAAGGAAAAUGUAUGAGAAGAGAAACCAUCCCUUAUGUCCAGUUCUCUCCCUUGCCAAGUAUUUGUCAAAACUCCAUCCAGAAACAAUGGAUUUAUUUCAAAGACCAAAAUACAAGAUCAGUAAAUCAGCAAGUGUAUGGUACUAUCACCAACCAGUAGGCAAAAACUUUUUGGGAAAUGUCAUGUAUUUGAUCUGCACCCAAGCUGGUAUUUCUAAACAGGUUUCUAACAAAUGCCUG
Lottia gigantea (owl limpet) is the source of this 822-nucleotide messenger RNA. RefSeq lists its product as hypothetical. The transcript has a single exon. The annotation marks the transcript as partial. NCBI's taxonomy places the organism in Eukaryota, Metazoa, Mollusca, Gastropoda, Lottiidae. The record is from RefSeq and is a predicted model, not a curated record.